Molecule: messenger RNA, 1387 nt
Organism: Gastrolobium bilobum
Lineage: Eukaryota; Viridiplantae; Streptophyta; Magnoliopsida; Fabales; Fabaceae
Product: F-box protein PP2-A12-like
Exons: 3
Coding region: 248-1111 (287 amino acids)
Molecular function (GO): protein binding
Source: RefSeq, a predicted model, not a curated record
GUGAUUAUAUUUAUAUUAUUACAGUGGUGGUGGAGGUUAAUAUUAUAGCUUGUUUUGUGUUUGUGCUUUCCAAGUCAGAUGACGCUGUCGCGUUGGCUUUGUGAGGAAACAAACAAAAGUUUAACCUAAGAGGUUACAACUGUUCCGCGCGUGCAGGGAUACAAAAGAAACCCCAAGCUGAGUCGUCAAAACCACUUUUGGUUUUUUUCGUUUUCGUAUUGAUUUUGGAAGAUUCCAGUGUUGGUUGAUGGGGAUCCGGUUAUCAUCUCAGGCAUCGGGUUCCGAUUCCGGUUCGGGCGUGUCGUCGAAAUCGAGUUUGGGCGAAUUGCCAGAGAGUUGCGUGGCUCUGAUGAUGGGGUACAUGGAUCCUCCCCAGAUUUGCAUGUUAGCGUCCUUGAAUCGCACCUUUCGUGGUGCUUCCUGGGCCGAUUUUGUUUGGGAAUCCAAACUGCCACCUAAUUAUGAUGUUCUUCUCCGCAAAAUCUUCAACGAUUUUCCCUCCGAUUUGGGUAAGAGAGGGAUUUAUGCCACGCUUUGCAGGGUUAAUUCUUUUGAUGGAGGCACCAAGAAAGUUUGGCUGGAUAGAAGUAUGGGUAAGCUAUGUUUGUCCAUAUCAGCCAAGGGACUGUCAAUAACGGGGAUUGAUGAUCGGAGAUAUUGGAACCAUAUCCCCACUGAAGAAUCUAGAUUCAGCACUAUUGCAUAUCUCCAGCAAAUUUGGUGGUUUGAAGUGGAUGGGGAAGUCGAUUUCCCACUUCCAGCUGGGACAUAUAGCUUAUUCUUCAGAAUACAUCUAGGGCGAGCCUCCAAGAGGUUUGGGCGAAGAGUCUGCAACACAGAGCAUGUUCAUGGGUGGGACAUAAAGCCUGUACGAUUCCAGUUAUGGACUUCAGAUGGACAAUACGUUGCAUCCCAGUGUUUUCUGAAAGAACCGGGCAAAUGGAGCUACUACCAUGCUGGUGAUUUUGUGGUUGAGGAUGGCAAUGCAUCAACAAAAAUUAAAUUCUCAAUGACUCAAAUUGAUUGCACACACACCAAAGGUGGUCUCUGUUUAGAUUCUGUGCUCAUAUAUCCAAGUGAAUUCAGAAAGGUUAAAGCAUUUUUGAAUUAACACUUAACCUUUGUGAUAAAUGUAUAGUAGUAUACUAGUAUUUAUAUAUAUAUAGAGCCUUAGGGCCGCGUCAGGAGGUAUAGAGAAUCGAGUUUUUAAUAUGGUUCUUUUAGGUUUAAGAAUUUUGUAGGAGUCAGGAGUCGAUGUAUAUAUGUGUAAUAUCUGUUGAUUAGUCUGGGAAGUUCUAUGAUAACCUUUUACGAUGAAGAAUAUUGUAUUCUCGUGGCAAGUGGAAUAAAUAUGACCAUUUAAUGUCAAUGAAACUUGGAUCAAGCU